GCCGCGUCACGCCCCCAAGCUUGCCCUCCCGCCCAAUGGUGAGCACGAAUUGACACCUGCCAAUGGAUUCCAUGACCCAAGCCGGGGCCCCCAAACCAUCAACAGUCACAUCAUGUCACGACUGAGCCCAGGAGAAUAAAAUGUGCGGCUGCCCCGGAACCAGAUCCAGGCGUAGCUCGUCCUCGUCGGUCUUGGUCCAUGACCCGUGUCCGUCCGCCGCCCGUACUAAUCGAUAUCUAUAUCUACACCUACACACCACCGGGACGCCUCUCUCUUUGACGCCCGUUGUUCUCCCACCCUGCCAUCGAAAUCGGCCGCGAACACGGCUAGACUGUAUUCACUAUUCACGAGCAACAACAACAAAGUCGACACGGCAAUCAGGACUUCCCGACGGCUGGGAUACGGGCAGCAGGCCGUCUUAAAUUUAGCGUGCAUACACGGUACGGAGGUACAAGGUCGACAAGGCGCAACAAGGUGAGGGCCUGUUGAGGGGGCGACUGUGCGCGCCUGCUUCAAGCUGCUGCACCUCUCGGCACUGCACCCAGCCACUUGUGACAAGCCUGCGAGCUUGCAUUGCUCUCCUUGCGCUGUGCCGUUUCAACCUCCAAGGUCUCUGUCCUGGACGCGACCAAGGCCCGCCACACCACUUUGCUGCGCUGCUACCUAGAGUAGUCGCAUUCCUGCCGCCCUCCUCCCUUCCUGUGCCCGCCGUCUUCAUUUCCGCAUCGCAUCGCAUCGCAUCCGCAUCGCGACUCUACACAGUACUGCGAUUCCCACUUUACCGCCCUUCCUGCUCUUAUCUAGGCCCUUCGACCACUCAACCACACCCCAGUCCGUCUCCACUUUGGUGCACACGCGCCAACACCGACAAAGCGCAGUUGUCGAUCCACGCGCAUCGGAUUCUCGUUCUAUCUGCGGGUCCUGUGUCAGUUGGAUCCGCUCCAGAACCCUGCCAGACCCAUCACCGCCGCGACGAGCCCCGGUUUCCAAGGUUCCCAUCAGCGAUUGACGCACAAUUACAGAGCGCCCGCCCGCCCCUGCACAGUCACCAUGGCGUCGCAAUAUAACACCCACCCCUUGCCUGCGCCCCCGGGCCAGCAGUCCAACAAUUACCCUAAUCCCCAGCAACAACCUCAGGUCCACUACCAACAGCAGCCCUUGCAGCAGACUCACUCAAACUCCCAGAGGCCCCGCCCCAGAUCCAGAGGUUUUAGCCUUCAGUCCGACAAGUCCCAGAAGAGCGACGGCAAGAAGGAGCACCUGGUCGAGAGCCACACCGAAAAAGAGCGCCAGAGGCUACAUAGCAAGGCCGAUCCAACCAUGGCCAUGAACGAGGCCGAGCCUUCUGCCAUUGCUGCAUUUGCCCAGAACAACCUGCAGAGCCUACGCGGACUCCAGCACAAGGACCAAUCUGGAAAUAUCAUAACCGACCCUGACCUGUCCAAUCCAACACGAUGGCGAGAGGAGCGGCCUCUGGACACAAUUCGUGCAUUCGAGGCCGCCAUUGAGGGCAGUUACAGGAGCUCUAUGAUCAACUCAGGAGACAACGAGUCUGUGAUGACUUUCAACCCGAGGAACAGCUACUACGGCGGUGGCAACAAUGGCCGUUAUACACACGACAGCUACUAUGGCAACAGUCGGCCACAGUCGACAUUCCGGCCCGAGAGCGGCGCGCCACGGGAUGGUUAUCAAGACCAAUAUCGAUGGGGCCCUCCCGAACGGAGAAGACCCCCUCCACGCAACAUGGGACCCGGUCCUGGCCCUGAACAGCAGUAUCGGAAUCGGCAAAAUGGUGCGAAUAUGUACGGGCAGGGCAACAAUCAGCGAUCCUACGAAACGGUUGCUUCGGGCUCUGGUGCCUCGGGAGAGCCAGCAGGCUAUCAGACGGACCCAACAAGCUCAGACAACAGCUCCAUUGAGCGCCAGCAGCCAAGGCGCCAGCCGGAACCCAUAAAUGAUUACGGCAUAGGCUUCAGCCAGACACCCGAGUAUCAAGCAUCGUCAUUCAGCGUCCAAAGCCCCGGAUCUGCCCAGUAUGGGUACCAGAAUGGCGGAGGGCCCCCAUCGGUACCGAGGAAAGACGGGGCUAUUUUGAGAAAACCGACGACACAGGAAUCGCAACAACGACCAGACACGGGCGAGAAGCGGAAGAGCUGGUUCAAGCGCCUAAGCAAGGGUCUUUAAGGGGGAGCACUGCGCGGCGGCGGCAUGACGAAGCGAGGAAGUCGGCCGGGUCACGGCGAGAACAAGCGUUGGCGGCCGUUGGAUUGGGAGACCCAAUCAUUACCAUUCGAGUCACCACUCCAAGCAAUAUUCAAGCGACAGCUACACUCAGCCCUAGGUACAGCUCGCAGCCUUUUUGGAUACCGGAUCACCUGCCAGUCGAACCGAAAGCGAACGCCCCGAACCUCACCGGCCCAACCACCUCGAGCUUCAUGACGCGAUGUCUCCACAGUGAACAGGAAAAGUGUUCACGAACCUACGAGAUAACAAUACCCAACUACACAUUUUUUUUAUUUUCACCACACAUUAUUCCGACCUCACAAAAGAAAUUGCAUCUUUCGAGCCCUGAAUCUGGCCGUAAUAGCGACGCAGCGGAAUUAUUGCCAUGGUGUCAUCGAUGAGCUAGAAUUGCGAUUGCCGUGGACAGCAUCCCACCCAGGAAGACGUUAUCCUACGCAAGUUCUCGCGGUUGAGGAGAACUUCUGGACCAAGGAGCUGUUUUGCACCAACAGCAAUUGUGUCACAAGGUCGGUCUCCACCAGGGGAUAGUCACAGCUGAAGGACUUCAUGAACAAAUAAGUCUUAUCGAUUUUCGCGCCAACGAUGUCGGAACAUAACGGGAUACACGAGUAUAUAUGGAAAGCGAUGGAAGCGUUGUAUGAGAAUGCCAGGUGCACUUUGACUUUUCGCCUCUACCCGCAUAGGAACGGUUUGCUUGGGGUCCAGGGCAUAGGCCUGGAAGGGGAAAACCGGGGAGUGGGGGCUGGCCAGUCUGGGAACGGAUAAUACCCAAAUCUAAACGCUCAUUCGCAGUCGAGAUUCCCUUAUACAGAAAUGAGGCAGUACGGGGCCAGCACACACAAGGGGCCAAGGGGCGUGCCUGUCGAGGCACUGGCGUUUUUACUUGAUUUCGGAUAGAGGCAGCCUCUCACUCUGCCUGGAUGGAGCGGCUUGCAAUGUCAUUUGGAGGGCUACAUUUUGAAGCCCAAAGCGAAUAACGUCUGGUCCUAUGACCCUGUGAUAUGCUGUGUCCUGUGUGUCGAAUGCACGCAGGUGCUUUUCCGCCCUAGGUCUGACAUGGAGGAUGGAUAUUAUGCGACCCAUGUUACAAUUCAUAUCCGACGCCAGUUGCAAACUAAACCUGCCAUUGAUGUUGACAUAUACACACCGCCCGUCCGUGAUCGGCUUGCCUUUGUUUAUGAAAUCUUUCAUAGUUACCGUGUGCAUGCAGCUGGAAAAUAUUACAUAAUUCACAGCUAGACACACGUAUCGUGCCACGUCCUGAUGGUCCCAAAGUGCUGCAGACAAAAGAUUGGCCUGCCUGCAGGGGAGCCAAGCGAGCAGAUCGGAAACCCCCCCCGCCUCCCCUCAGCGGUCCUUCUUGCCCUCCUUCUUGUCGUACUGCUCUGACUGGUCCUCUCUCAUGGCGACGAUCACGUACGCGAUCAGCACGACGUUGGCCAUGAUGGCCGCCGUGGCGCCCGCGAAGGUUGAGUUGCCUGUUUGGUGUGGUCAACAGCUAGCCACUUGGUGUGUGUGUCUCUGAAUAUGUAGGCAGUGCACUCACCUUUGAACACCGUGUUUACCGUCGCAAAGUACGAGCCGAUGGGGACGACUAUCAUGGCGAAGGUGAAUGCCAGCAGCUUGACGAUGACGUCCCUGGGGGGUUUAAUGUCAGUCAUGAGAUCCUAGAGAGGAGGGCAUGCUGUCAUAGCCGCUUCCUCCUCCCUGCCAUCCGGCCCGGUGAUAAAACGAGUGCAUCGGAAACAGGAAGGACCCAAGGUGGGCAUGAGGAAGGAGGCCCAGACUUACAUUGGCACCGCCGGGGCGAUGU
Messenger RNA from Diaporthe batatas, 4057 nucleotides. RefSeq lists its product as uncharacterized. NCBI's taxonomy places the organism in Eukaryota, Fungi, Ascomycota, Sordariomycetes, Diaporthales, Diaporthaceae. The record is from RefSeq and is a predicted model, not a curated record. The coding region runs from base 1051 to 2184 and encodes 377 amino acids. The transcript is spliced from 5 exons.